AUGGGAUCCGCACCACCUGCCAAAGCCACUGAUGCUGUUCUGGUAGCGUCGGAGCCUGUUCCCGACGAGACUCAACAGGUCCGAGGUAUCGACUGGGCCGCUAUACCAGAGGAACAACGGACUAUAAUAUCGAAUUUUAUCGACCAACUGACUGGGCAAGGUUUCCAAUCUAGUUCGAUAGGUGAUGCCAUCCGUAUUAUUAACGAUAUGAGAUCAUGGAGAGAUCCCGACUCAGGAGAGAAAGCCACCAUUUUCCUAGGGUACACCUCCAAUAUGAUUUCAUCAGGCCUGCGUGACACCUUUCGCUAUCUUGUCCAGCAUCGUCACGUCUCAGCGAUUGUCACCACUGCUGGAGGAGUUGAGGAGGACUUCAUCAAGUGUUUGGCUCCCACCUACUUGGGCUCCUUUUCCGCUUCUGGCGCUGCCUUACGAGCCAAGGGACUGAAUCGCAUUGGGAACCUCAUUGUCCCCAACAACAACUAUUGUGCCUUCGAGGACUGGAUCAUCCCCAUUCUAGACAGGAUGCUGGCGGAGCAGGAAGAAGAGUUUGCACGAUCCGGAGAACGGUUCAUGUGGACUCCCAGCACCAUAAUCCACCGCCUGGGCAAAGAGAUCAAUGACGAAUCAUCGGUAUACUACUGGGCAUACAAGAAUGACAUUCCCGUCUUCUGUCCUGCCUUGACAGAUGGCAGUCUAGGAGACAUGAUCUACUUCCACUCUUUCAAAGCCUCCCCACUCCAUCUCGGCAUCGACAUAGCCAAGGACAUUCGGAAAAUCAAUACAAUUGCUGUGCGGGCGAAACGAGCGGGCAUGAUCAUCCUUGGAGGGGGAGUUGUCAAGCACCACAUCGCUAAUGCGUGCCUGAUGCGAAACGGCGCCGAAAGUGCGGUCUAUGUUAACACGGCACAGGAAUUCGAUGGGAGUGAUGCUGGCGCCCGACCAGACGAAGCAGUGAGUUGGGGCAAAAUCAAAGCCGACGGAGACAGUGUCAAGGUCUAUGUCGAGGCGUGA
Messenger RNA from Fonsecaea nubica, 1011 nucleotides. RefSeq names its product deoxyhypusine synthase. The transcript is spliced from 4 exons. Bases 1 to 1011 code for a protein of 336 amino acids. Gene Ontology annotation, biological process: peptidyl-hypusine biosynthetic process. Gene Ontology annotation, molecular function: deoxyhypusine synthase activity. NCBI's taxonomy places the organism in Eukaryota, Fungi, Ascomycota, Eurotiomycetes, Chaetothyriales, Herpotrichiellaceae. The record is from RefSeq and is a predicted model, not a curated record. Gene Ontology annotation, cellular component: cytoplasm.